GUCGUUUUCUCUUUUAGCAAAAAUAGCUAAAUUUGCAUGAAUAUUAAUUAAAUUCAAUAGCGUUCUAUGCAUAACUUAAUGCACCAUAAUGAAUCCGUGCCCGGAACAGUUGAACUUUGACGAAAUCUGCCGUAGCUGCAUGACUAAAAAGGAUCGCAUGCGACCGCUGUUCGGUUCCAGCUUGGACUCGAUGUUGAUGACUGUGGCAAAUGUUACGGUAUUCCAAGAAGACGGUUAUCCGGCUCAGAUGUGUGUUCAGUGCGUGCUGCAGGUCAGCCGUGCAUUCACCUUUAAGCAACAAUGCGAGAAAAAUGAUGCCACCCUAAAGGCCUAUCUGAAUCAGGCACUCCUGCUGCAACAUCAGCAACAGGACUCGGAGGUGAUCAGCUUGGAUGGAAAUGAUCAUGAUGAUAAUCGGGAAGAAGAGAUACAGUUCAUUUCUCUGGAUUCGCAAGAUCAUCCGAUCGGAUAUAGGUUCAAUGGAAGCGACUCGAAUGAGUGUGUUCUGAUACUGAGUGCCACCGGUGAAGAGAACAUGGAGCACGAACCGACCGAGCUGGUUAUGUCCUCCUUCGGUUCCAUAAUGCCAAAGGCGGAAAUUUCUGACACCAUUAACUCGGAAGCUUAUCAAAGAAGCCGGCAAAACGAUGAAUCUGUAGGCCAUGUAAUCGAAGAAAGUGGGGAAAUCAAAUUGAUCACAUCCUUCAAUCUGGACCAAAACAUGCUCGAAUGUGCACAGAUUUCUCUGAAUGAGGAAAUUGCAGGGGACGACCAUUUCGAUGCAACUGACUCGAACGAACAGGAUGAAGAAGAAAUUACCUUCGAGGAGAGUGUCGAUAAAACCAAUAUGUUUGCCACGAAUGUUUUCAAAUGCGAGGACUGCCAGAGGGAAUUCAAAUCCAAUGUCGAACUGAAGACGCAUAGGUUGUCUUGUCCAGCUCUAACGAACAGUACGGCUGUGAAGCUACCAAAUCGGUCCGAGGAAAUCACAAGAUCGAGUAGCUUGGAAAAUGCGCCGCCAUCAUAUGACAGUACCGUUUCGUUGCGGUUCGAAUGUACUGUUUGCAACAAACGAUUUUCGGAUACCAGUAAACUGAGGCGUCAUUCGCGUACUCAUCUGAUCGAUAAACCGCACGUCUGCAAAGUUUGUGGUAUGUCUUUUGCGGAAAGUUCCAACCUAACCAAGCACCACCGGAAGCACACCGGCGAACUGAGAAAUGUGGUUGGCAAACCGAAUCUCUGUUCGGUUUGCGGCAAACGUUUCAAGUGGACAACCUCCCUGUCGAAGCAUAUGAAGCAUCACACGAAGAGGAAAUUGUUCACCUGUCCGUAUCCGAAUUGCGAUAAGUACUACGUAGAGCAACGCUCGCUGGACAUUCACAUCUUCUCGCACGACGGCAAGAAGCCUUUCACGUGCAGCUACUGCGACAAAGGGUUUACGCAGAAGUGCAACCUGGAGAAGCACGAGCGAGUGCAUACCGGUGAAAAACCCUUCCAGUGUAAUGUGUGCCAUAAAAGCUUUGCACAAAGUGGCUAUCUGGUCAUCCACCAGCGGAUUCACAGCCAGGAGAAACCGUACAACUGUGAGGAAUGUGGGAAACAAUUCGCCGCCUCCAACGCCCUGACGGUACAUCUGCGGUCGCACAGUGGCGAACGUCCGUACGCGUGUGAUCUGUGCAGUAAGCGAUUCUCGCGCCAGGAAACACUCACGAUUCACAAAACUAGAAAACACUCCAACGACAAGUCGCACGUUUGUACGAUCUGCCAGCGAAAGUUUUCCACCACCGAGGGUCUAACGGAACACCUGAAGAGUCAGCACGGCGAUCGGUACUACCACAUGUGCCCUUCCUGCGGCAAGGUGUUUGCCUCCAUGCAGAGCCUAAAGAACCAUCAGAAAAUGCACCUGAAGGAAGGUGAUAUUGCCGAGGAUCAACCCCAGCCGUUGAUACAGUUUGUGGUCGAACAGGAGAUAGUCGGUCAAACCGUGGACUUGUCGGCACUGGAAGCGAGUACCAUGGUUUCCAGUGACGAUGCAAUGUGAUAAAUUCCAAUAACGAAAUGUCUCUAAACGGCGAAGCAAUUACCGAGGGAUCUAUCCGGAUUCGAAAUGUUCUCUGUGAGGAAGUGCUU
This is a messenger RNA of Ochlerotatus camptorhynchus, 2130 nucleotides long. Its product is annotated as zinc finger protein 883-like. The transcript is spliced from 8 exons. Bases 89 to 2041 code for a protein of 650 amino acids. The record is from RefSeq and is a predicted model, not a curated record. Gene Ontology annotation, biological process: regulation of transcription by RNA polymerase II. Gene Ontology annotation, molecular function: zinc ion binding; transcription coregulator activity. Gene Ontology annotation, cellular component: nucleus. NCBI's taxonomy places the organism in Eukaryota, Metazoa, Arthropoda, Insecta, Diptera, Culicidae.